UGUCAUUUGUCAAUUUUAAUAUGCCAAAAAUAAAAUAUUGAAAUGUAUUUUUAUCCUAUUAAUGAAUAUUGUGCAAUAAAAUAAACAUUUUCAUUGUCAAUCUAUUUUCCAUCUUAUAUGUAAAAAUAUUUGUAAAGUCAUACCAUGGGCCCGCGACAAUUUAUAAAUAAAAAUAUGGUUGCCAUCGUCGUAGUUCCACUCAUUAUAGGGGCUCAUUAUGGUUGGAUGCAUCUACAAACAGUCGACGUUCUCGUUUCUAAAGACGAUCGAAAAAAAUUACCGCAGAUUUUCCAGAGCUCAGAGAAGUAAUAUAAAGGACUGAACAAUAAUUGUACAUUUUCAUAAGAUAGAUACUUCUAAGAUGUUUAAAAUAGUUAUUUCAAUAAAAUUUUUAAUUUAAGUAAA
Molecule: messenger RNA, 405 nt
Organism: Leptidea sinapis
Lineage: Eukaryota; Metazoa; Arthropoda; Insecta; Lepidoptera; Pieridae
Exons: 2
Coding region: 145-309 (54 amino acids)
Source: RefSeq, a predicted model, not a curated record